UCUCAACAACUAUGUCUGCGAACACCCGCCAUACAAAGUGCUCAUGGUUUCAAAGUCGCCAUUGGUCAUCUACAUAAAAGACUUGAUCACUCCGCCAGAACGUGCUCACCUGUUGAAUCUGACGUAAGCGUGUUUACAUGUGGCCUAUUUGAAGAAAAAAACAGCAUAGGCUCACCACACCACAGUGAAAAAACCUUCACCCGUUCCGGUGUGACGAGGGGCAACUCCAAAAGCCAUCUCUCCGUCCGGACAUCACAAAGCACCACUGCACCCCGCGAUGCGGUAGUGAGAUGCAUUGAAUCCCGAGCCCUCGCCUUCCAGGGCUACGACACACCCGAGACACACCUGGAACCCCUCCAGCUGGUCAAAUACGGCCCAUCAGAACGCUACCACUUUCACACCGACUGGUUCACAUCCUCUUCCCAUACCCAAGGUCUCGGAGGAAACAGGGUCAGCUCUUUCUUCGCCUAUGUUCAUGUCGCCAACGAUACCAUGGGUGGCGGGACCAACUUCCCAAGGUUAGACGCCCCUGCGAACGACAAGUGGUGCCAGGAGGGGAUCGUAGACUGCGAUGAGGAGUGGGAGAACGGGGUGACGUUCCGGCCUGUUGAGGGCAAUGCCAUUUACUGGGAGAAUCUGCUGCCGGAUGGGCGGGGUGAUGAGAGGACUCUCCAUGCUGGGCUGCCUGUGCUUUCGGGAGGAAAGGUGGGAAUGAAUAUUUGGACGAGACAAGAACCUUUACCUGAGGGAAUAAAGGGUGAUGAUUUGUGA
Podospora anserina S mat+ is the source of this 771-nucleotide messenger RNA. RefSeq lists its product as uncharacterized. The transcript has a single exon. Gene Ontology annotation, molecular function: L-ascorbic acid binding; iron ion binding; procollagen-proline 4-dioxygenase activity. The record is from RefSeq and is a predicted model, not a curated record. Gene Ontology annotation, biological process: peptidyl-proline hydroxylation to 4-hydroxy-L-proline. Gene Ontology annotation, cellular component: endoplasmic reticulum. The annotation marks the transcript as partial. NCBI's taxonomy places the organism in Eukaryota, Fungi, Ascomycota, Sordariomycetes, Sordariales, Podosporaceae.